AAUAGAUGGCGCAGCGACACGGGCCAUUGGGCUGAGAUUAAUCGAGAUCUACAUUGCAGAAACGCCCCAAUAAAAAGGAAACAUAGAAAGGAGGGAUGGAUGAUCUGGAUUGGGAACAUGUUCUCGCUGGCGCUUUUCUUCAGAGAGGGCGACAAGGGCAUUGAUCUGAGAUGGCUGGCUAGCCGCUGGCAUCACCGGAGCUCUAGCUCCAUAGCCGUCUGCCCCGAAAUACUCCUGAGGGAUUGUGAUGGUCGAGCGGGAAUUAGUGGCAAACCUUUUACGUACCGCCGCCUAUCGCUGCGGGCGGGAAAUGUCAAGAAAGCCCUGGAUCUAGCCACGUCAAUCCUUGUCGUGGUGGGCAUGUUGAAUGCGCGAAGCUUACGGUUGACAGGAGCAUCUACGCAUAGAUAUCUGGAAUGCUUACAGUUGUCACGAGAAUCUAUCCUGAUGCAUUGGCUCGUAUUUAAGUAUCCGAUCUCAUCAGGGGUCCCCUAGUUUAAACUCGGAGCAGGCCUUCAUGCUCCAGUUUAGUCCAUACGAAGUUGGGUUUAACAUGAUUCUCAAUGCAUUUCCUAUGUGCAAGAGAAAACUUAAAAAAAUUUCUGAUACCAAGGGACGGACUGUACUCCGUACAACAUCACCAUAGCGUGCCCACCGUUUACUCAGCUGCAUAAGAGCACUGGCUCCCGAUUCCAUGUACUGUACAUACAUGUACCUCAGGCAGAUGAUUUUCCGUGCCGAGUUCCUCCUAUAGGCUCCCAUAGGCGGGUCAUGAUCUCCACUCUAGCCAAACAUCAUCUGCAGUGGCUCUGGAGGAAGUCUCUUGGUUGGCUUGAGACAUGUGCACAUGCAGCGUGCACCCAGCUCCCCAUGGAUUCGUGGAAGGAGGGUACAGCCAGCCACUGUCAAAUGCUGAGGGGAGCUCCGAUAUCGUCAAAUCCGCUAGUUCAGUACCGUACCACCCUUGUGCAAUCAAUCGAUUUGGAUGGAAGGAGGGAAUACUAUGCAUGUAGGUUUCUGGAGGCAGAGUGGGGGAACCCCUUUGCGUCUGACCGGGUUGCGAUUCCUGUAACUAGCUUACAGGCGGUAACAGUAAUGAACACGGUAACUUAACUUUCGAAAGAUGCUACUCAGCAAACACCAUCUUCGACCAAGAAGUUUGAAUAUUUUGCUUGCCAAGCGGCAAAGAUGAAAUCGGUUAAUCGCCCCCAUGCUGAUUUAACAAGCUUGACAUCAUCGGACAAGCGAAACCAUCAAAUAAUUGAAAUUAUUUAAGGCCAGAGCCUGGGAAGGGAACGAGAAAAGGGUCCAGACCCGACGACCCUAGCAUCGGAGCUAUGGCUACCGCGCUAUGCGCUCGGCAGCAUCGCUUAAACCAACAAGUAUUGGUAUUAUUCUGGAAAAUAUCAGCAAUCAGACGCCUUUCUAGCCAGUGUUUCGAACACCUCCUACAUGUUCACAGAGAUUCUCCGGAAUCCUGUUGUCCGUCUUUGGAUUUUGAGAAGCCAAUAGAACGGGGUGCAGCGUAAAUGAGAUCGACCAGAGACAAUUCUUGCCAUGCCAACUUUGUAAUUGGUGUCCGUGGAAGCUUCUCCUAUUUGUUAAAUGGAAGAAGAUAUACCGCCCGCUGAGUAACCACGUCAGCUAUUCAAAGCCGGGAUAUUGAGGCCUUGAUUUUGUUGCCUUCCCUAUCAAGGACCAGGUCGUCAUUUUCAUCCGCACUCCCGCCGCGUUUUAGUCCACUUCCUUGGAAAACGGUGCAACUUAAGAGGCAUGAUAAGGCGCACAUAUUGGCUGUACCACGAGUUCUGUAUGCCCGGAAAUGCGGAGUCAAGCAUCGGAAAGCAACACCCGAGAAACGCACUGUGCUGGCUAGUAAGCACCUCAGUGUUCCACCGCUGAAAUAUCAAGGUCAAGCCUGUUUUCCUUGAUUUCGCCACUGUUUCCUGUUUGUUCGUGGCCAUUCGAGUCGCCAUGCUGGACACUGAAAUGAAACACCACACAUAGCGAAUGAACGAGCUGCCAUGUGUCUGCCUGAAGGGAUAUUUGACGAAAUAAAAAAAGUUAAAGUGCACUCCAGAGGCUCCUAAUUCACCCAGGCGUAAAAUAACUGACUCCUUGCUUGACGAUUGGAGUGAUGUUUGGCUUUCUGCCCGCCAUAGACCAAAAGGGAAUAAUGGUUCCGAUGAACUCAUAGUUUGGUAUGGCAGUCUCCUGGUUCAUCUGGCUGGUUUAUUAACUGUUGUUGAAACGUGUGGUUAACAAUUGAAAACCCCGCCGCGUCUAAUUAAUAUUACUAGCGUUUUUGAUGUGGACAAUAUGAGCAUCUGUCACAAGUCCUUUGUUUCCGAGAAUUCGAGAACUCAGGUACGGAAUGAGAGAAAUCUAAAAGAGAUCGUUGGCAAAAAGCUCUUUGAACGGGAUUGCGCGAGUCAUAAUGAACGAAAUAAGUGGCUGUGCGGUUGUGCCCCAUGAUAGCGGCGCCUAACCUUGCAACGCCGAUCACAGCCUAACCUCCCAUGGCGCCAGGCGCCAGGCGCCAGAACACUCCCAUGUUUUGCCAUCCAAAGGCGCGGUGGAAUAUUCAUAAGUUGCCGAUUGCGUACUUCACUCGGUCACCGCUCUGGGUACUUUCUAAAGCGGACCGGCCCCCGAGAACCUUUAGGAAGUCGCAGCUUCACACGGGGGGAGACGAGCAUGAAAAUUUCCGGCUAUCCAGUCAUUCUAAUUGGGCGACAGCUGUUCACUGUGAAACGGACAUUGACCCAACCGACCAAAAACAUUCCUUCCAAUGGAAAGUUACUCUCAAUAUAUCUAUCAACCUCUUCCACCCAUUACCCCAGUCGGCAAGACGCCUCCUUUUACCCGCUUGCUUCUCCUGAGUUCUGGCCAACAAAAUGAGCCACUUUGCGGCAGUCUUAUAAUUCAUGCUUUGGACCCCGAUUUCGCACCCAUACUGACUUACGAGGCUCUUUCUUAUGUUUGGGGCACGGAGACAGAACAGACUUCCAUUUACAUUGAUGGACGACCGAUUGCCAUCAAGCCAAACUUGGACGCUGCGCUCCGAAAUCUCCGCCUACCAACACAGGCAAGGCGGCUUUGGGUUGACGCGCUAUGCAUUGACCAGUCCAAUAUAGAAGAGCGGUCGAGGCAAGUAAGAUAUAUGCGAUUUAUGUACAAGCAUGCUACACGGGUCGUGGUAUGGCUCGGGUCCUGGACUCCAGGCGUGGAAAUGGCUUUCGAGCUUGCAGAGCGACUGGCAGUUAUACGAGAGCGUUGUGGUACGGAUAAAGUUGCUCUGCAAAAUGCUGUUGUCGAAGUAGCUAUGGGAGCACCGGAGGCGUUCCAUCACCUCGACCAAUUGUUUGACCAACCUUAUUUCAUCCGAAAUUGGUGCAUACAGGAGGUUGUUGCAAGCAAAUGGGCUAUAGCUAUGUGUGAAGGGCUGGAGACGAACUUCUUUGACAUCAUUGCGACAGCCCCGUAUAUGUCUUUGAAGAGGGACCAGAUGCUUGGGAUGCCAUCUGAAUUCUGGAAUAUGAUAUUUAUGCUCCGACAACCUUCAAGCGGAUUUCGCGGUGGAGCUGUCGAGGGAUCAUUGGGUUCUCUAACGUUGCUGCUAGCGACGACUCGAGAUUUUAAGGUUACAGAUCCACGUGAUAAGGUGUUUUCAAUAUUGGGGAUAUCCGAUGAAGGCUUGGAGCCAGCGACAGCCUUUACGCAAACCAUGUCGUCCUCGGACCACAACCCAGCGCUCAUGCUAUACCGCCGAUUUGCAAUCGGCGUAUCAAAGCGCAUUAAUAGCCUCGGCCCAGAUGUCGAUGUCCUAAGACCCAAGGCGUUGCGGCCUGAUUACAGUAAGAAUUUGCUUGAGGUGUACAGAGAUCUCACCAGAUUUUUAAUCAGGAAGAGCCCUCGGGUUCUCAAUGUAUUGGCGCAUGUGCAGCACACCGAGGACCCUGCCCAAAGCGACUUCCCCUCCUGGGUUCCGAAAUGGUAUCAACCUCGUCAGUGCAGUGUUUUCGACGUAGGUUGCUUUCUAGCUGGCUUCUGCGACGGCCAUUUUCGUUACUUCGCAGAAGCUGAGGAUAUGCCUCUCUCAAAGGAACCUCUUCGGCCGAACUCGCUCCAAUUACGCGGAUUCCACGUGGAUAGGGUUAAAUCUGUCAGCGAGGUGUUGGAAUACAGUCUCACUGGCCCAUUUCCCUUUCAAGACUUGUGGGGCCAAGUGUUCAGCUUCCCGAUAGACCAAGCAGAGAUGCCUUUGUACUAUGACAAAACCCCUCUGGUAAUGGCAUUCUGUGCUACAUUACUUGCGGCUCCACUGGGAGCAUCAAUGGGGAACCUUGAGCUGUUGACUGGUGACACGAAAGGUCUGACAAAAGAAAGGUUCAUGCGGCAGGGAGAGGCAGAUGCUGCUGUGUACCUUCUGUCCAAGAUCUUCACAUCUGAUAAAGUUUCAAUAAAAUACGGCCCUCAGGGUCAGAAUCUGCUUGAUCACCUCUGCAGCCUUGCCACAAUUGAUGUAGGUGAAAGUGGAGCUGAUGCUGAACGCUUUGAACGUGGUGCCAGGUCUAUAUGCUUCCAUCGCCGCUUCUAUGUAACAGAGAGGGGCUAUCUAGGUAUUGGUCCUCAGGUGAUGCGUCCUGGAGACGAAGUCUGUGUGCUUUUUGGAGGCCGGGUUCCAUUUAUUUUGCGCCGAAUUCCUGACCACCAUCUCUUAAUUGGAGACACAUACAUCCACGAGCAUGCUGUCAUGUGGGGGAAGGUUACUGAGGGCAUCAAGCGUCGCGGAAGGACAGAUAUCCCCGUAUUCCUAUAUGAAAUGAAAUGAGAUGAGAAAAUAUUAUGCCUGUGUUUGACGUGCCAUAUCGGACGGUGCCAGUAUUUCCCCUUGUGCAAAUAGGCUCUAUGUCCUUACUCCUUACUCCCAAUAAUGGGAUGAUUCGUUGGUUAUUGUAGAUAUUUAGUGUUAAGGGCAACGUAUAUCUAGUUGAGUCGCCCUCUAUAGGGCCCCAAGAAAGAAGUAUGUAGCCCCUUAGCAAGUAAUGCUGUCAUACCCCUGGGAAAAAUGAGAGUAUGUUUGCUUCAUAACUAGG
Messenger RNA from Blastomyces gilchristii SLH14081, 5099 nucleotides. Its product is annotated as HET domain-containing protein. The transcript is spliced from 2 exons. The record is from RefSeq and is a predicted model, not a curated record. NCBI's taxonomy places the organism in Eukaryota, Fungi, Ascomycota, Eurotiomycetes, Onygenales, Ajellomycetaceae. Bases 2792 to 4834 code for a protein of 680 amino acids.